This is a messenger RNA of Lottia gigantea (owl limpet), 831 nucleotides long. RefSeq lists its product as hypothetical. The transcript has 7 exons. Lineage: Eukaryota; Metazoa; Mollusca; Gastropoda; Lottiidae. The coding region runs from base 33 to 800 and encodes 255 amino acids. The record is from RefSeq and is a predicted model, not a curated record.
CAAGCUUCUUAACCAGUAUAUCAGAGAACACGAUGAAGAGCGUAUUGUUAGUUUUGGGAUUAAUUGCUGUACCAGCCGUUGUGGGGUAUUUGCAGCCUCUGAAGCCCCACGCCAAAUCCCAAGUGGUAUCGUUACCGCAGCACAUGAAAGUCGGGUUAGAUUUAUGUCCAACAUGUAUCCAAUUCACUGGAGAAGCCAUCAACGAACUUCUUAACAUUGUACUGAAUUUGGGUGUGGUUGGAUCCUGUGGUAAAGUGUGUUCACUCCUGGAACAAAAAACCGGAAGUGAAGCUCUGGGCUUAGUUUGUGACUUACUGUGUGACUAUGUCGGUAUUGAUGAAUUCGUCAAGUUCAUCCAAAAGGCCGAUUUGGACCCUUUCUAUUUCUGCGAAUUAGUCAAAGUUUGUCCAAUUUUUGAAAAUGGUGACGCUGAAAUUACCGAACUUUCUGUGACACCAGCCAGUGGACCUCAAGGACAAAAGACAAUUGCCUUCUCCUAUACCUCCAAGAACGGAACAGGAACUGGUGAAAUGAUUGUCGUCGUUGAAACUGUUGAUGGUUUACCCAUUGAAACUGGAUUCAUUCAUGAUCAACAACCAGCUGGAUCUUAUCCUUCCCAAUUUAAUCUGAAAGCCGAAGUGGAUCCAAACUGUGAUCCAACACAAGGUUUCUGUGAACAAUGGUUACCUGGAAAUUAUACUGUUAGAGUUGAUGUAUGUUAUGGUGAGUGUGGCAGUGCCCAUCCCCACAGUAAAAUCUACGACAGAAAACAGACCCAGUUUAUCAUCACACCUCAGUAAUCUUCUCGUAAUAAAAUAUAUUUCAUAGUUU